AAAGUCCCUGGUUUAAGUGGAUGUAGGACAAGGUCAAAUUGUAGGAUUAUGAACAUAACUGAUAAGCGUCUGCUUUUCCACAUUCGGUGCGCUUUAUCUCCAUGAACAUGGCACAAAUGAGGUACGCAGAGCUUGUAGAAGCUGGAAAACCUUUGGUUUUAAAAGAAAAACCUAUACCCGAUGCUCCACCUAAGGGACUCGUCAUCAAAACAUCAUUUGGGGGUGUUUGUCACUCGGACAUUCACUUACAAGAUGAUAAAAUCCCUCUGGGAGGAGAUAAAGUCAUGAAGUUUACAGACACGCCCGCGUACAAAUUUCCUCAGGUUUUAGGCCACGAAAUCUCCGGCGUGGUACAUUCUCUGGGCAGUGAAGCUAAUGCAGAUGGUGAAGAACUGAAGGUAGGAGACAAGGUGUUAGUGUACCCAUGGCUGGGGUGCUACUCCAAGGAUUGUGGGUUGUGCCGAAAUGGAGAGACAAACACAUGUUCGGUGUGGUCAAAGGCUUUAGGGUUAGGAGCCCCCGGAGGAUAUGGUUCGUACAUUUCUGUGCCCGAGAGACGGUUCGCCUUUAAGGUGCCGGAGAACAUCCCCAUGGAUACCGCAGCAUUGAUGACAUGUAGUGGACUGACAUCUUACUGUGCUAUCAAACUCGCUAAACCCACCAUCGACAUGUUUGUUACCUGUAAAGGUCGAGCCAGUUUGCUGAUAAUUGGGGCUGGGGGCCUGGGCCUGUGGUGCAUCCAACUCGCCAAGGCAGUCUUACAUAAUACUACUGUUGUCGUGGCUGACAUUUCUGAAGAGAAACUGGAGGUGGCUAAAAAGCAUGGCGCUGAUAAAACUGUAUUGUGGAAUAGUGACGAUGAAGCGGAGAUCGAAAAACGAACGCUUGCUGCAGGUGAUGACAACGAGAUACACGCUGCAAUAGAUCUGGUGAACAUGCCAAUAACAGCCAGCAGGGGAAACGAAUGCCUUGCAAAGGGUGGAGCCUUGGUUUGCGUCGGUCUGUUUGGAGGAGGUAUGGAUUUAUGCCUGCCUCUUCUGCCACUACGAGGGAGGAAGAUCUUGGGGUGUUAUGUGGGGAGUGUGCCUUCGAUGAAAGAGUUAAUCCAAUUGGUGUCCGAGAAACAGGUCAACCCCCCUCCAAAGGAGUACGUCAAACUGGACGAUAUCAAUGACACCUUGGAUCGCUUACGUGCGGGAAAGAUUGCUGGUCGCUGUCUCAUUCGCUACGACUGAUGAACUCUUUUCAUCAAAAGUUCUUCAAACUGUGUGUGUGGUAUAAAUACAAUAACCUAGAUAAAUUGCAACUUUUUGGGGUGUUUUUAAGCUACCUGCUCAUUUGGAGCUCUUCAUCGACUGGAAAUUGUGCAUGAUACCUAUAGGUCAAGGUUCGGAAUUUUAUUAGAUGAUGUUGUAUUUUUGUGCCUGUCAAGAAACAUAAAAAAAUCGCUGUGAAGAUUUCAAUAACAAGCCAUAAUUAGGAAACACAAUGAAAUCAGGAAUGAAUUUCCCAGGUUUAAACAGACUGACAUUUUCAGUUUGUGAUGUCUGAAAAAAAUCCAAGUUGACUGUAUUCGUUCACAAACACUGUGAUGUGAUUCUAUCAGUAUGUCCGCAAGCAUCAAAAUGUGUAUCAAAGGUAGAUCAAAAUAUAUCCUCAUCCACAUCCACAUCCAAAAUAAGAUGGACACCAAUGCCUUUAUGCAGACUGCGACUCUUUUUACAUGGUCAUCUUGAUUCCUCAUAUAAGGAAUUCCCGUGACAUAUCAUGUCGUGUUAUCAAUAUAUUUAAAUUUGAAUCGUACCAUAUGAUUGGUAAAAUCCGGGUGUGAGCUUAACCAAUGAAAUGGGUGCUAUAAUUAUAUAGUUUUACGGCCUUGGAUGUUCCUACCAGGAAACCAGGAGUGUAAAAUCUAGCCAAAAUUGGUAUUUACACAGAGCGGCCAACAAGCAACCUCUAAUUCUUAUGCAUGUACUCUAACUUGGUCGUCCGAAUGCAGUGCUGCAAAAUAUCAGAAAUUGUAGUCGAUCAGUCUUUCGACACGAAACUGACAAUGUGUACAAAUAAGUGCACUGUGCUUUUUUUGUAAUUGUUUUAAAGUUGUGCUUAGCUACAUUAAACCAUGUGCAUUUGAGAAAAGUAUUAUGAUUUUUAAAUUUUCAAAUGAAACGAGUGUGUAUUAAAAUACAGCUUUUCACUGGAAA
Messenger RNA from Liolophura sinensis, 2204 nucleotides. RefSeq names its product alcohol dehydrogenase-like. Gene Ontology annotation, molecular function: oxidoreductase activity; zinc ion binding. NCBI's taxonomy places the organism in Eukaryota, Metazoa, Mollusca, Polyplacophora, Chitonida, Chitonidae. Bases 102 to 1235 code for a protein of 377 amino acids. The record is from RefSeq and is a predicted model, not a curated record. The transcript is spliced from 10 exons.